Erigeron canadensis is the source of this 860-nucleotide messenger RNA. RefSeq names its product UPF0098 protein TC_0109-like. The coding region runs from base 178 to 684 and encodes 168 amino acids. The transcript has 3 exons. The record is from RefSeq and is a predicted model, not a curated record. Lineage: Eukaryota; Viridiplantae; Streptophyta; Magnoliopsida; Asterales; Asteraceae.
CUUGAUUCCACACACCUGUCGACAAUUUAAAAUAUCCCAACAUCGAUCUUCUACAAAUUCUAUAAAAUCGUCACAAAACAUACAUAUUCAUAUAUCCAAGAAAAAGAUUAGCAAAAAAACAAGGAGAAAACUAUCAGGAAAGUUGAAAUAAUAAUUUUUAAUCGAGGUGCAAAAAAAAUGGCAAAUGCAAGUGAUGAGUUUAGGCUAGCAUCAUCUGGCAUAGACCAUGAAGGCAGGCUGCCACGAAAAUACACAAGUGAAGGUCAAGGUGCAAAAAGUGGAAUAUCACCACCCUUGGAAUGGUAUAAUGUCCCAAAUGAGGCUAAAACAUUAGCACUAGUGGUGGAAGAUAUAGAUGAAACGGAACCAAAUAGCUCGCUUGUUCCAUGGACCUUGUGGGUGGUGAUCAGUAUACCACCGAACUUGAAAGGACUACCUGAGGGGUUUUCAGGCAAAGAGGACAAAACGGGAAGCGAUUAUGCUAAAAUUAAAGAAGGGAAUAACGAUUGUAAGGUACCAGGAUGGCGUUGCCCAACAAUGCCAUCAGCGGGACAUCGGUUUGAGUUCAAACUCUAUGCAUUGGAUGAUGAAAUUGAUUUGGGGAAUAAGGUGACGAAGGAGAAGCUACUAGAGGCAAUUGAUGGGCAUGUACUUGGAGAAGCUGUUUUGGUGGCCAUAUAUUAAUUGAUCAAAACUACAUUGCGGGUGUUGCGUAUCGUUUGUUUUUGUUUAUGUAGAUGGUUGCUUUAGACCUUGUCAUCCGUCUGUCAUCAUCUUGAAAAGCGUGUAUAUGUAGUAGUACUCUUUCUACUAUAUGUAUGUUAAAGGACCACUUAAUUAAGUUUUAGUUAAAUGCUUAA